AUGGGACCAGAAGAAAACAAAACAAGCCCAAAAGGAGGAUCAAACUGUUUUAAGCUUAGCCCCACUACUUUCUUCUUUAUCUGUUGCUUUGUUCCAAUCAAUUGUUUUUCUCUAAAGGGUUGCCGAAUCAGCCACAAUGCAGCCAUAUGUGUGAUGACUAACUCAACACUCAAAACUGUUCCUCAGGAUAUUCCCCCAACAGUGACAGGCCUUGAUUUAUCUAAAAAUCACUUGAUCAGCAUAGAACCAUCAGAUUUCCCAAAACUACCACAUCUGAAAUGGUUAACCCUUAAAGAAAACCACAUUACACACAUAGGCAGCUUUGCUUUUGCCAGUUUGAUUUCCUUGCAGAAAUUAACUCUUAAUAGUAACAAACUUGUUAAGCUGGUCCAGAAUGUAUUUGGUGGUUUGGGCAACCUCACUGAAUUGAGACUUAACACAAAUUCCAUUGAAAAAGUAUCAUGCACCUCCUUUCAGUCCUUGCUACCACAGCUACAGGAGCUGGCAGUAAAAGGCAACAGAUUCACAAGUUUUCAAUCACAGGAACUAACAAACCACUCACUGAAACUUCAUGUCCUGAACCUGUUUUCUAAUCCUUUCAAAGACUUUAGAAUAACUGGAGAUAUAUUCCCAAAUCUGACACACUUUACCAUUGGUGACCCUUUCAGUUCCUUGAAAAUGAAAUGGGAUGUGAGUAACAAGACUUUCCUAAGUGGAGUGUCCAGUCUAGAUAUUAGUAGCCUUUACAUGGCUAUUGAUGACAAAAAAGACUUACUUGAAGCAGUGAACUCAUCACUUACUUAUCUAUCACUGAACAGAAUGAAAAGAAUGAAGUAUACUAUCAGUACACUCAUUAACAUUUCAUGCACCAUUCCAACCAUGUCCUAUUUGCAGGUUCGACAAAACAGACUUCGAAACAUCUAUUCGAGUAUGUUUAAAUUGUGUGUUUAUGUGACUAAAUUGGAUUUAGCAGAUAAUAGUCUAGAAAUUAUCCCAGACAAUGCUUUCACACCAAUGAGAAGUUUAAAAAUUUUGACUCUGAGUAAAAACAGAUUCAUCUCAGUUCCAUCUGCAAUAAGAAAUCUGCCUAAUCUUUCUAAGCUAGAUCUCAAUACCAACAAAAUCACUGCAGUUAAAUGUCAAGACUUCUCCAAAAUGACAAAGCUCAUUGAGCUUAAUUUGUAUAACAACUCAAUCCAAGAUCUAAAACCCUGUGUGUUCGAGGAUUUAGUAGAACUUCAAAUUCUGAGAUUACAAUGCAAUAUGAUAAAUAAAAUAAAUGGAUCAUUUGAAAACCAUCUACCAAACCUUAAGCAACUGCGACUGAAUGGAAACAGACUGACUGAAAUAAAGAAAGAUGAAUUUAAAGGCAUGCAUUCCCUACUAAACCUAUCAUUACAUGAAAAUAAAAUUAAAAAAAUUCAUGCAGGCAGUUUUGUUGGACUAACAAAUCUUACUGAUAUUCACCUACAGUCAAAUUGCAUCACAAGACAGGCACUGAUAAUGACUUUCAAUGCAUUAGUUAAUCUAAGAAGUUUGGAUUUAAGCCAUAAUCACAUAAAAUAUACUGACAGCAGAGCUUUACAUAAACCACCAUUUUCUAAUCUGUCCCAUCUGGAGGAGCUGUUAUUUCCUGCACAGCACUACAGGGGAAAGUCUUCUCUGCCUUUCAACUUCCUGGAAGGAUUAACAAAUUUGUUGCGUUUCAGUGUCAGAAACAGUCAGCUUAUCUACCUGGACAAAAACAUGUUUAAGUACACGCCUAAGCUGGAAGAACUUGAUAUUAGCUCAAAUGACUUUAGCACUCUGUCUCCUCAACUGUUUUCCUCAAUUCAGAACCUUAAAAGCCUCUAUAUAUCCAGAACAGCUCUUCAGUCAUUAGAUUUCCUCAUAGAUGCCAACCUGACCAAGCUGGAGUUUUUGCAGGCAAGACGCAACCAGUUCUCGGUUAUCACUGAAGCCAUGAUAAAGUCCCUACCAUCUCUGGAUUAUCUGGACUUUACAUUUAACAGUUUUUUCUGUGACUGUGAUAAUGCUUGGUUCCUCAACUGGACAAUAUCCAGCACACAAACCCAGGUUUUUGAUGCAUAUAACUUUGUAUGCAACUAUCCAGAUGACUUCAGUGGUGGAAAGCUUAUGGACUUUGAUCUAACAUCAUGUGUGCUGGAUAUUGGCUUCAUCUGCUUUGUGUCCACAACAUGCAUAAUUGUCUUUUGUAUUGUCACAUCCUUCACCUACCACUUCAUGAGGUGGCAGCUCUAUUCUGCCUAUUACCUCUUCUUGGCUUGGCUUGUAGAAAAAAAACAUCAAAACAAGAAAGCUCCUCAUCAAUAUGAUGCUUUUAUCUCCUACAAUGCUCAUGAUGAGCCCUGGGUGAUUGAAGAGCUCUUACCAAAACUGGAAGGAGAGCAGGGCUGGAGGUUGUGUCUGCACCAUCGAGACUUUGAACCAGGUAAGACCAUCUUUACUGUAGUUGUCUGA
This is a messenger RNA of Nematolebias whitei (Rio pearlfish), 2481 nucleotides long. RefSeq names its product toll-like receptor 13. Gene Ontology annotation, cellular component: extracellular matrix; membrane. Lineage: Eukaryota; Metazoa; Chordata; Actinopteri; Cyprinodontiformes; Rivulidae. Gene Ontology annotation, molecular function: transmembrane signaling receptor activity; protein binding. The record is from RefSeq and is a predicted model, not a curated record. Gene Ontology annotation, biological process: toll-like receptor signaling pathway; immune response. The coding region runs from base 1 to 2481 and encodes 826 amino acids. The transcript has 2 exons.